Molecule: messenger RNA, 2872 nt
Organism: Exophiala mesophila
Lineage: Eukaryota; Fungi; Ascomycota; Eurotiomycetes; Chaetothyriales; Herpotrichiellaceae
Exons: 1
Coding region: 329-2659 (776 amino acids)
Biological process (GO): regulation of DNA-templated transcription
Cellular component (GO): Rpd3L-Expanded complex; Rpd3L complex; nucleus
Source: RefSeq, a predicted model, not a curated record
GCGCCCUCUGAAGCUGGAGUACUUUUGCAUCUUCUCCUUCUCUCCAUACUACCACUCUAUCUACAUCUCCCAGCUUCAGCUCAAAUAUUGUCCUUGACUACUUUGACUUUGCUUAGACACCAUGUUGCCUUUUUAACUUGGCACAUUCAAUCACCCUCUGUUCGGAUGCUGUAACCAAGCCUUGCAAAUUCCCUCCCCCACCGACGUCGCCAUUUCUCAUCGCACACUGCUCCUCCUCGCCCUCACCUCCCACCCAUUCUCCUCUACCUCAUCCACCGUUCGUCCUUCGUUUCUCAGCCUCCUCUAGAUCAGACACUCCUUCUUGUCCAUGUCCACAACCACCAUGACCACUACUUUGGGAACCUCGAAUCUUCGAGGCGGCCCUCCUCGGCAGACGCGCUCCAACCCCUUGAGAUACACAAAAGGCCUCGGCCAUCCCCCAGUUCGCAACAACUCACUCCUUUCUAACUCGAGCCUGCAAGCCCCGUCUUCUACUGUUCCAGCAACGAACAGUCAGAACACCGCCACCACCGACGGUCCAGGCUUGUAUCCUGCGAUUACCCACUUUGCCGAUGCCAUCGCAGCCCUGCCCCGCGAGUUUCGCAGACACAACUCUCUGCUCAAGGAGGUCGACGCAAAGGCCUGGCUCCCUGAGGAAAAUCUCCAGACAAUUCUGCGCCAGUGUCUGUCUGAAAUUACCUCCUCUCCCCUGACCCUUCCCAGCAUCAACCAGAGUCUAGCUGUCCCUGCCACGGCUGACGAUGUCGCCCCAUCUAGCGAUGCCCACAGCGUCACUGGCGCUUCGCUUGACAAUGCCUCCUUGGUGUCCGCUCUUUCGACCGAUCCUGCACUCUUGCAGCGCAGACAACAGUUUCACGCCCUCAGACAAAAUCUCAUAGCCAUCAUGGUCACCAUGGACGAGAAAAACCACGUCAUUAACAAUGCCAAUGAAGAAGUGGCAAGAAGUAUUCGCCGGUUGUCGAAAAUAUACCCCAAUGUCAGCCUCGAAAUCUCAGAGGAAGCAAGACUGGGCAGCCUGAAGCACUGGGCCUACACCGAAACAAACCCUGUCAAGAAACCCACCGCACCUGCCACCCGGACCCGAGACGCUGCAGCGAAUGCUGCCGCCGGACAUGAAAGCGAGGUUGCCCAUAGAAGCGAAAGCAGAAGAGAAGCUAUGCUGGCUAGAAAACAGAGAGCUGCCCCUCAGGUCGAUUCAGACUUUGACGAGUCUAGGCCUGGCCAACGAAAGGGUUUGACCAACGGCAAGAGGAAAGGAGUCGAAACACCAACGGAUCCAGCAGGCCUAGGCAUUAUUGGUGCUGCCACUGCCACGUCCAAACGAAAAAAGACAGAGAAAGCUGCCGCUGGCGGCACCGCCAUGGAACGAUCGGUGAGCAGCGCAAUGGGCGGACGAGCCAUGUCGCGAGAGAACUCGCAAACCGAAAACGCAAAGAAGCGAAAAGCAUCUGGCCCUCCUGCGGCUACUAUGAGGAAGAGGUUCGUGGCUCGACUCGAUAAGUCGAAUUCAACUGACGUAAACCACAGGCUCAACGCUUCGGUCCAAGAUUCCCCCAAGCUCGCAUCUUCGCCCCUCGCAGGUAACGCUGGGAAAGAAGCCUACAAGAAAAGUCCGGCACUGGCCUCGGUGCGGCCGGUCGGCAGGGGAAGACAGAAUUCUACACAAACAAUAGACAGCACCAAGGGCAGGCCAUCCUCGUCCUCGGCUUCGCAACGAAACGGGACCAAUGCAGCCAGGGGUAGUACUCCCGAAGGGCAGGCUGCGACUGCUGCAACAGUCAAGGGUUCAGCUGAUAAUAAGAGCAUGGCCAAAGAGACCAAGCUUGAAAAGGCCGAGCGUUUGGCUCAGGACGAGCCAUCAGCGGUGAAUGGUGCCAACGUCGGUCAAACCACAGCUCGAGGCGCAGUUGCACUAGAGCGAACAUCUAGCAAAGCCGGGUCUGUCAAGGGCGAAGUCAAGGCCAUGGAUGAGGUCACCAGCAAAAAGGUCGCAUCUCCUCGCAUUCCCCCAGCACUGCUGAACUUGAGCGAGAUUCGAAACGAGCGAGGUGGAAGGGGAAGAACAUCCAAGACUUCCACACCAGUGGUCGGCACCUUUUCCGAAGCCGAAUUCAACGACAGCAACGGCAGCGCCAGUGGAGGAAAUGCUCCCAAGAUCAGACGGCCGGCACGACCAAGAGUCAAGGAUCAUGGCCUGCACGAUUCCCUUUCACCCAAGGGACUCCCUGUGAAGCGAUCGCACAAGAAGAAUGGUAGUGUCUCGACGAUCGGUGCACUUCCUCUGACAUCCUCAAGUAAUCAACGUCUGAUGAAUGACACGGAUGCUUCUCUCUCACGAACUCCUUCCGAGCAUGGCGCAAAGGAGCGUGAGGACGAAGACGAAGAAAACGAAAUGGCCGAAGAAGACGAGGAAAGAUAUUGUUAUUGCCAGGGGGUUUCAUAUGGAGAGAUGGUGGCUUGUGACAAGCCCGACUGUCCCAUGCAAUGGUUCCAUCUAGAUUGCAUUGGCCUUAAAAGCGUCCCCAAGAGUGCCAAAUGGUACUGUGACGAGUGCAAGGAAACUCUCGCUAAAAAGAACAAAGCUGUGGGUGGUAGCAAUGGCGGCGGGGGUGCAAUUGGAAGUGGUCUUGGGAAAUAAGGCCGCAUGUCGUUCUCGCCGUGUCUGAAAUGACCGUCAGAGCUUCAAAGGCGGUCUUGAUGCAGGGAAAUCACGAUUGCUAUUUGCCUUGGAUGAGGUAGUCAGACCGGACUAUACAAUGUCCCUACCAAGACAGAUUCAGAUAAGCCUAAUGAAAAAACUCCAUAUUAAUCCGUCAGCAUGAGUAGAAGAAGAGACUGAACGGUGCUCAAA